CGCCCACCGCAGGAGACUGGGGGGAUGUUCCCACCAUCCUGGAUUUACAACCAUUUAAAGGAUAUUUGAGCACAAAGAAGACAUUUUUUUGGUGGGACUUCUAAACACUGAUAUUUGGAGUAGGCUAUCAUCCGGAAAUCUUGACGGCCAACUGACGUUUUUGGCCACAUGAUUCAGCGCCUGUUUUACCUGAGUGGCUGAAGACUCAAGGAACUAACAAUGGAUCAAAACUUGUUCGGAGGAGUCCCACGAUUCCUCACCCGCCCAAAGGCAUUCUCAGUGUGUGUAGGCAAGGAUGCCACACUUAGCUGCACUAUCGUGGGCAGCCCGACCCCACUGAUAACCUGGGAAAAAGAGAAGCUGAAGCUGACUUCUGGGGAACGCUUCAAGACCGUGGAGGAUGGAGAUGUGUACCGCCUGACCAUCUAUGAUUUAACACUGGAGGACAGUGGCCAAUUCAUGUGCCGAGCCAAAAACAGCGUUGGGGAAGCUUACGCUGCUGUGACCCUCAAAGUGGCCCUGCCAUCAGAGAUGGCUCAGAGGGCCCCUUCUUUCAUGGUUAAGCCUACCUCUACACGUGUAGGUUUGGGAGGCGAUGUUGUUUUCUACUGCCGGGUUGUAGCUUACCCAGAUCCCAACUUUGAUUGGGAGAAAGAUGGGCGCUACUUAGGGGAGUCUAUGCGUAUCAAGAUUGUUUCCGACAGUGACAGCAGCACCUUAAAGAUUCAAAGUGUGCGUAACCUGGACAGCGGCACCUACACCUGCAGGGCCCAGAACACCGUUGGCCGUUCACAUGCUGCAGCAGCUCUUGUUGUCGAUGCCCAGGAUUCCCGCAACCUGGCUGCAGACAAGAACACCUCCCUCCUCUCUCACCUACAAAAGCGCAAGGAGGAAAUGAACAAGGACAUCUCUAUCUAUCGCACUGAAGAAAGCAGAUCCUCUGGUUCUUCCUCCACCAAGGCCAAGAUCACAGAUAGUAUGAGUUCUCUGAGUCUGGAAUAUGAGCUGAGGGCAUCUGCGCUGGCAAAGCUGCCCAAAGGUGUGUUCACCCGUACCUGCACGGUGACUGAAGGCAAGCAUGCCAAACUCAGCUGCUUUGUGACGGGUCACCCCAAACCCCACAUUAUCUGGAGGAAGGAUGGAGCGAACAUCAGCGAGGGCCGCAGGCAUGUCAUUUAUGAGGACCAAGCUGAGAACUUCAUCCUCAAGAUCCUGUACUGCAAGCAGGUUGAUAAUGGUCUCUACACCUGCAAUGCAACCAAUAUGGCUGGGCAGACCUACAGUGCAGUGUUGGUAACAGUCAAAGAGCCUAAAGUGCCAUUCAGGAGGAAGCUGCAGGAUGUGGAGGUACAAGAGAAAACGUCAGCCACCCUGAUGUGCGAGGUGCCUGUUAGUGCCACCCACGCCAACUGGUUCAUGGAGGAAACGAGGCUGGAUCAAAGUACCAAGUAUUUCAUGGAGCAGGAAGGCACCCUGCGUCGUCUCACCAUACACAAUGUCACCACCAACGACGAUGGUGUUUACAUCUGCGAGAUGAAAGAGGGCAGUCGCACUGUGGCUGAGCUCACUGUCCUGGGCAACAUUACUAAGAAGCUUCCCCGGAGGACAGUGGUCCCUGUCAGUGACACUGUCAUCUUCUGUGUGGAGCUGGAGCAUCCUUUCCCAGAUGUCUACUGGACCCGCAAUAGCGAGAAGCUGAAGGAAGAUUCCCGUAUUUCGAUCGCCUGCGUGCUCAGACAGUACACACUCACGAUUAGAGAUUGCCAGGCAGAUGACUCAGGAGAAGUGGCGUUUGUGGCUGGAGACUGCAAGACUUCCACGCGAUUUUCUGCUCUAGCGGCAAGGAAGCAUCCUCCCGAUCCCCCAGUUGAUGCAGUGGUGCUGAACAAGACUGACUCAUCCGUCACCAUUCGGUGGUCUCCUCCUGACAGCGACCGCCCUGUCCCCAUCAAGGGCUACAUCGUGGAGAGGAAGAAGGUUGGCACUCAGACAUGGCAGAGGUGCAACGCUGGAGAAACCAUCAUAUCAACAGAGAUCAACUUCUGCAGCGCCACAGAAGAAUCCACCUACCAGUUCCGUAUCUCUGCUAUGAAUGACUUUGGCCAGAGUCCCUACCUGGAGGUGCCUGGAAGCUUCUACCUAGAACCCAGUGCAGAAAUCAGGAAAGGCCUGAUCAACAGCACUGCAUUCUCUGGUGAGGAGUUUUCUAUCUCCUUGGAGCUGUCUGCUGUUUGUUCCGGCUUCUGGUCUCUAAAUGGCCGCCUCCUGCGCAGCGGAGCCGACUACCUCAUCACCAAGUCCAAGAGCACACACACUCUGCUCAUCCGUGAUGUGACCAUGGAUAUGAACGGAACUGAGGUCAAGUUUGUGGGUGGUGGAUCGCAAAGCAGUUGCAUCCUAUCUGUAAAGGCUGCUCCUGUUAGGUUCACCAACAAGUCAGCUCUGCUGGAGGCGGUGAUCUGCAGUGCCCAAGCUACUGCUCAGUUGACUGCUGAGGUGUCGAGUUACGAUGCACAGGUGGUUUGGAUGAGGAAUGGGCGGGAGGUGAAAAUGGGAAAGAAGUACGAAUAUAUGAUUAUGGACCGCAAGAGGAUCCUUAUAGUACACAAUGUUACAGAGGAAGAUGUGGGCAUCUACGAGUGUGUUUUAGCUGAUGACAGAGUGUCCCUGCAACUCUCUCUUAAAGAUGAACCUGCCAAGUUUCUGAACAAAGCCAGAGGUACCAUGGGAAUGUCAUCAUCCCUUAAAGGAGAUCUUGAGCUGAGCUGUGAGGUAUCUCCUGCCAGCGCGGUCGUUGUGUGGAGAAAAGAUCAAGUGGAGAUCACUGAGGACCAAAGAACGACCACCGUCUCCAAAGGGACUCAAAGAAAACUCAUCAUCAAGAAUGCCAAGAAAAGUGACGAAGGACAUUACUCCUGUGACACAGCAGCAGACAAAGUCACAUUCCAGGUCAAGAUAAAAGAAACUCAAGCAGUAGCUGCCUUCUCUAACAAGGACUCAGUCCAGAAGGAAGUCAAAGCUACUGUCUCCCAGAAAGCCACUCUUAGUUGCGAUGUUUUGGAUAGCAAGGCAGAGGUGAAAUGGUAUAAAGACGGCAAGUUGUUGAUAUCCAGUAGGACGAUAUACUCAGAAGUAAAAGGCAGUACUCGUCAGCUGGUGAUUGAAAAGGUGGAGAAGAGCGAUGCUGGAGAGUAUACAUGCAACGCUGGAGGGGAUAAACUGGUCUUCAACAUAUUAGUGUCAGAGUUCCAGUCAGCUUUCUCUAACAAGGACUCAGUCCAGAAGGAGGUCAAAGCUACUCUCUCCCAGAAAGCCACUCUUAGUUGCGAUGUUUUGGAUAGCAAGGCAGAGGUGAAAUGGUAUAAAGACGGCAAGUUGUUGAUAUCCAGUAGGACGAUAUACUCAGAAGUAAAAGGCAGUACUCGUCAGCUGGUGAUUGAAAAGGUGGAGAAGAGCGAUGCUGGAGAGUACACAUGCAACGCUGGAGGGGAUAAACUGGUCUUCAAGAUAUUAGUGUCAGAGUUCCAAUCAGCUUUCUCCAACAAGGACUCAGUCCAGAAGGAGGUGAAAGCCACUCUCUCCCAGAAAGCCACUCUGAGCUGUGAGCUAGCGGACACCAAAACAGAGGUGAAGUGGUACAAGGAUGGCAAACUGAUGACUUCCAGCAAGACAAUCCACACUGAGACGAAGGGGAAAAGUCGUCAGCUGGUGAUCGACAGCGUGGAGAAGAAGGACGCUGGAGAGUACACCUGUGAGGCUGGGACUGAGAAGCUGGCUUUUAAGAUGCAUGUAGCAGAGGCCCAGUCAGCCUUCUCCAACAAGGAGUCAGUCCAGAAGGAGGUGAAGGCCACUCUCUCCCAGAAAGCCACUCUGAGCUGUGAGCUAGCUGAUACCAAGACAGAGGUGAAGUGGUACAAGGAUGGCAAACUGAUGACUUCCAGCAAGACAAUCCACACUGAGACGAAGGGGAAAAGUCGUCAGCUGGUGAUCGACAGCGUGGAGAAGAAGGAUGCUGGAGAGUACACCUGUGAGGCUGGGACUGAGAAGCUGGUCUUCAAACUCAAGGUGGCAGACACACAGUCUGCACUCUCUACCAUAGAGUCAGUCCAAAAGGAGAUGAAAGCUACUGUCUCCCAGAAAGCCACUCUGAGCUGGGAGGUAUCUGAUUCCAAGACCGAGGUAAAAUGGUACAAGGAUGGCAAUUUGAUAUGCACCAGUAAGGCAAUCCAUGCAGAGUCGAAGGGCAAGAGUCGCCAGCUGGUGAUUGACAGCGUGGAGAAGAAUGAUGCUGGAGAGUACAUGUGUGAGGCUGGGUCUGAGAAGCUGCUCUUUAAAAUACAAGUGGAUGGCGCUUCUACAGAAGGCCAGGCUAAAUCCACUUUCCUCAACAAGGAGUCUGUCCAGAAGGAGGUGAAGGCCACUCUCUCCCAGAAAUCUACUCUGAGCUGUGAGGUAGCUGAUACCAAGACAGAGGUGAAGUGGUACAAGGAUGGCAAACUGAUGACUUCCAGCAAAGCGAUCCACAUGGAGUCAAAGGGCAAUAUGCGUCAGCUGGUGAUCGACAGCGUGGAGAAGAAAGAUGCAGCAGAAUACUUCUGUGAAGUCGGAACUGAAAAACUGGCAUUUAAAGUACAAGUGACAGAGAUCCAAGCCAAGUCAGCUUUCUCCAACAAGGAGUCAGUCCAGAAGGAGGUGAAAGCCACUCUCUCCCAGAAAGCUACUCUGAGCUGUGAGCUAGCUGAUACCAAGACAGAGGUGAAGUGGUACAAGGAUGGCAAACUGAUGACUUCCAGCAAGACAAUCCACACUGAGACGAAGGGGAAAAGUCGUCAGCUGGUGAUCGACAGCGUGGAGAAGAAGGACGCUGGAGAGUACACCUGUGAGGCUGGGACUGAGAAGCUGGCUUUUAAGAUGCAUGUGGCAGAGGCCCAGUCAGCCUUCUCCAACAAGGAGUCAGUCCAGAAGGAGGUGAAAGCUACUCUCUCCCAGAAAGCCACUCUGAGCUGUGAGCUAGCUGAUACCAAGACAGAGGUGAAGUGGUACAAGGAUGGCAAACUGAUGACUUCCAGCAAGACAAUCCACACUGAGACGAAGGGGAAAAGUCGUCAGCUGGUGAUCGACAGCGUGGAGAAGAAGGACGCUGGAGAGUACACCUGUGAGGCUGGGACUGAGAAGCUGGCUUUUAAGAUACAGGUGGCAGAAGCCCCAGCUGGCUUCUCUAACAAGGAGUCAGUUCAGAAGGAGGUGAAAGCCUCUCUUUCCCAGAAAGCCACUCUGAGCUGUGAGGUUUCUGAUACCAAGGUGGAGGUGAAGUGGUACAAGGAUGGCAAACUGCUGACUUCCAGCAAAGCAGUCCACAUGGAGUUAAAGGGCAAGAGUCGUGAGCUGGUGAUAGAAAAGAUGGAGAAAAAAGAUGCUGGAGAGUACACUUGUGAGGCUGGAACAGAGAAGUUGGCAUUUAAGCUGCAGAUGACAGAUGCAGCUGUGAAGUUCCAGAAAAACCUUGUCAAGGACACAUGUAUUGUUCAAGCAAGUGAAAAAGUAGUUUUGACUACCGAGCUGACCACCGAGAGUGGUAGUGUGAAGUGGUGUAGAGAUGGUGUGGAGCUCAAGGAGAGCAGCAAGUAUGAAAUGAAAAAAGAUGGCCUUUCCCGUACCCUGAUUGUAAAAUCAUCCGAAUCCAAAGACAGUGGAACAUACUCCUGUCAAACUGCUGAUGACAAACUGGAGUUCAAAGUUCAAGUUAAAGAUUCAGCUUUAAAGUUCGUUGUCCCCUUGAAACCUGCUACAGUGGAGUUGGAAGGUACACUUAGCCUGAUGUGUGAACUAAAUCAAGCCUCAGGGGAUGUUGUCUGGCAGCAUGAUGGCCGUGAGAUUAAACCUGGAGGCAGGCACUGUGUCAGGACAGAUGGUGCUAAGCGGGUUCUCACUGUGAGUGGCAUGACUAAAGAAGAUGAAGGAGAAUACAGCUGUGAGUGUAGAAAUGACAAGACCUCUGCUAAAGUCUCCUCAAAAGCACCCAGACUGGUGAGGCUCACCACUAAACUGAAUAAUGUGGCUGCAAUGGAGGGAAAAGACGCCAUUUUCAAGUGCGCUGUCAACCCAGCGGACGUCAACGUUAAAUGGUUCCAUAACAAUACACCCGUCACUGCUGGGCCCAAGUAUAAGAUUGGGCGUGGUGGCAGCAGUCACUCACUCACCAUCACCUCUGUUACCCAAAAAGAUGCUGGAGAGAUUAGCGUUGAUGCAGAAGGCAAAAGCUGCAAAGCUACACUGCAAGUGCAGCAUGAACCUGUGACAUUUAAGAAAAAGAUAGAAAACCUGACAGUGGAGGAGCAGAGUGAAGUGAAGCUGGAGGUGGAGCUCAGUAAGCCAUCCGAUGAAGUGAGGUGGAUGAAGAACAGUGUAGUGCUGCAGGCUUCAGGAAACAUGGAGAUUCGGGUAGACGGAGCUAAGCAGGCUCUGGUCUUCAAGAGCGUGACAUAUGCUGACCGGGGCAUCUACUCCUGUGAAACUCUGGAGGACAAAACACAGGCCAAGCUCAAUGUGGAGAUGAAGAAGAUCCAGGUCAUAAAGGGUCUAACAGAAACCAAAGCACAUGAGACAGAGACGGUAACUCUUGAGGUAGAACUCAGCCAGGCGGAUGUUGAAGGCUCAUGGACCAGGGAUGGGGCCAAGUUAAAGUCAGGGGCGAACUACCGUAUCACAGCCCUGGGAAAGAAGCACGCCUUAACGUUGUCCAAUCUCAAGAGGGAGGAUGCAGGAACUAUUGUCUUCCAAGCAGAAGGAGUACAUAUUUCUGCCAAACUAAUUGUCACAGAACCUCCUGCUAUGAUCUCCAAGCCCUUGAUGGAUAACAGUGUUCCUGACAAGGAGAAGGUUACUUUUGAAUGUGAAGUGUCCAGAACCAAUGCAGAUGUUAAAUGGUUCAAGAAUGACGUGGAACUGAAACCAGGGAAGAACUAUGGCAUCCACUCCUUGGGCCGAAAGCGCUCUUUGGUCAUCAACAAAUGCACCCCUGAAGAUGCAGGCACUUACAUCUGUCGCACUACUGAUGACAACACCGCCGCCAAGCUCACCGUUCAUGCCAGAGAGGUUAAGAUUGUUAAGAAGCUGGAGGAUGUGGAAGUGAUGGAGAAGGAGAGCGCUGCGUUUGUCUGUGAAAUAUCACAUGAUGAAGUGGACUGCCAGUGGCACAAAGGAAGUAUUAAACUCAAAGCCGGUGACAACAUCAAGAUGAGACAAGAGGGCAGAACCUAUGUACUGCUGUUUAAGUCUGUCACCCCAGAAGAUAUGGGUGAGAUUAAAUUCACUGCUGACAAGGCUUCUUCGGCUGCAAAACUUAAAGUGAAAGAGCUGCCCGUCAAGUUUGUGAAGAGACUCAGGGAUAAGAUAGCGAUGUAUAAGCACCGUGGUCAUCUUGAAUGCCAAGUGUCACGUGUCAGCGCAAAUGUGAAGUGGUACAAGAACAAGCUGGAGAUCAAACAAGGCAAGAAGUACGACAUCAAAAGUGAAGACGUGUACCGAAAACUCACCAUCAACGAUGUGGACUCCGGGGACGAAGACACCUAUACCUGUGACGGCACUGAUGACAAGACAUCCUGUAAACUACUUGUGGAAGAGCAGUCCAUCAGCAUUGUGCGGGAGCUUAGUUCAGUAGAAGUGACAGAACCCUUUGCAGCUGUUUUUGAAGUUGAAAUCAGUAUGGAACUGGUGAAACCUCCUAUUUGGACUCUGAAUGGAGUUGCUGUGCAGGAGAGUGCUGAUGUUGAAAUGGAGAAAGAGGGCACUAUGCACCGUCUCACUUUCAAAAAGACCAAAGCAGCGAUGGCAGGACCUGUGCAGUUUACAGCUGGGAAGAGUAAAUCUUUAGCCCAGCUCACAGUCAAAGAGCGUCCGCUUGAGAUUGCAGAGCCCAUCAAAGGUGUGAAGGCAAAGGAGAAAAGCUCUGCUAUACUCACCUGCAAAUUCUCUGCCUCACCCAAAGAGGUUACUUGGUUCAAAGGCCAGGUGCUUCUGGCCACGUCAGGCAAGUAUAAUAUUAAGCAAGACGCUACAAGGGCUCAACUUACUAUUCAAACGUUAACCGAGGAAGACAGUGGGGAGUACCGCUGUCAGUCCGGACCUGCUGAGACCAAAGGGACACUUACUGUUGAAGUGCGUGAAAUUAAGAUCACCAAGCACUUGGCUGACACAGAGGUGGAUGAAGACAGCGAUGCAGUGUUCACAUGUGAGAUCAACUAUGCCGAUGAAGAGGUACAGUGGCUUCUGAAUGACAAGGUGCUCUUCACCAAUGAGGUCAACACCAUCUCUCAUGAAGGAAAGGUUCACAAGCUCACACUGAAGAACUUGGCACCUCAGGAUGGGGGGACUAUCAGCUUUCAAGUCCGCAAGGUGAAAGAGUCAGUGACACUUAAGGUUAAAGAAAAGCGCGCUGUGUUCCUCAAGUCUCUGGAUGAUGUCAUUGGAGAGGAGAAAGGCAUGAUAACUCUGGCGUGCGAGGCGUCCAAGCCAAGGGUUUCUCCCACGUGGAGAAAAGAAGGUAAAGUCUUGAAGGCCGGAUCAAAGUACGAGCUCCUUCACACAGGCAAGUCUUUGGGAUUGAUCAUCAAGGACGUCACCAAAGAAGAUGCUGGAGAGUAUAGUUGUGAUCUUGGAACUGAGGUUUCUAAAACAAAGGUCACUGUAAGAGAGAUUGGCAUUGGAAUUACCAAAUGGCUGAAGUCAGCUGAGGCGAAUGAGGGCGAGACAUGCAACUUUGAGUGCAUCUUAUCUCGUGAGAGCACAGAUGAGUGUUCCUGGACUCUUAACGGACACACUAUCACUAAUGGAGGCCGCUUCAAAGUCACCAGUAAAGGACGCAAGUACAUGCUGACCAUUAAGGACGUCACUCCCGCUGAUACCGGAGAGGUAGUGUUCAACAUUAAAGACCUGAAUUCCAAAACAACGUUAACAGUUGAAGGCAAAGCAUCAUCUGUGUCUAAAGGACUACAGAAUGUAAGUGCUGUCCAAGGGGAAGAUGCUGUUUUUACCUGUGAGGUAACACAAGCUAAUUCCACUAUACAUUGGGCCAUGGAAGGCAAAGCCAUCAAAAAGAGCCAGAAGUAUGACAUUAGCAAAGAGGACAAGGUCAUGAAGCUGACCAUCCAUAAUGUCUCUGCUCAAGACUCCGGAGAGUACAGUUGUGAAGUUGUUGGAGGUGCGACCACUAAAGGCAAGCUGGAAAUCAAAGAGCCAAUCCAUAAAUUCACUAAAGCGCUUAAGGACAGCGAAGCUGAGGAGAAGAGCUCUGUGACCUUGCAAUGUGAGACUGCACAAACCCCAUCCACUGUGAUAUGGCUUAAAGGUCACACAGAGCUCAAGGCUGGAGGUCGAUAUGAGAUGUCCCAUAAGGUGGGGGUCUUAACUCUCACCAUCAAAGACCUGGAGGAGAAAGACACUGAUAUCUACACUUGUGACGUGGGCACUGCCAAGAACAUGGCAAAGGUGACAGUCAAAGCCCUGCCUGCCAAUUUUAAAGAAAAGCUCAAGAACCAGGAGAAAAAGGAAGAGGAAACCGUGACACUUUGCUGCAGGUUAUCGAAGCCUGUGGACGGUGUUCAGUGGAAAAAAGACUCUGAAAUUCUCAAAGUUGGCGUGAAGUAUGAGAUGAAGAUGGAGGACACUUCUUGUGAGCUUCAGAUUAAGAAUUUGGUGGUUGAAGAUAGUGGAGAGUAUUCUUGCGAGUGCGGGGACCAGAAGACAUCUGCAACUGUGAAAGUCAAUGCAUUGCCGCCGACCUUCAAGCAGAAGUUGGAGAGCCAGGAGGCUGUGGAAGGAGCAAGUGUUACACUGCAUUGUGAGAUCUCUAAACCUGGAGUCCCAGUUGAGUGGAAGAAGGGAACACAAGUCCUGAAGUCUGGAGAGAAGUACCAGAUGAAGCAGAAGGCCUCAGUGAAUGAACUCCUGAUCAACAAAGUGGUGCCGGACGACAGUGGAGACUACAGCUGUGUGUGUGGAGACCAGAAGACCACAGCAAGCGUCAACAUUAAGGCCCAACCAGUGACCUUCAAACAGAAGUUGGAGACCCAGGAGGCUGUGGAGGGAGCUGACAUUGUUCUGCUCUGUGAGAUCUCCAAACCUGGAGUCGCAGUUGAGUGGAAGAAGGGAACACAGGUCCUGAAGUCUGGAGAGAAGUACCAGAUGAAGCAGAAGGCCUCAGUGAAUGAACUCCUCAUCAACAAAGUGGUGCUGGAAGACAGUGGAGACUACAGCUGUGUGUGUGGAGACCAGAAGACCACAGCAAGCGUCAACAUUAAGGCCCAACCAGUGACCUUCAAACAGAAGUUGGAGACCCAGGAGGCUGUGGAAGGAGCAAGUGUUACACUGCAUUGUGAGAUCUCUAAACCUGGAGUCCCUGUUGAGUGGAAGAAGGGAACACAAGUCCUGAAGUCUGGAGAGAAGUACCAGAUGAAGCAGAAGGCCUCAGUGAAUGAACUCCUAAUCAACAAAGUGGUGCCGGAAGACAGUGGAGACUACAGCUGUGUGUGUGGAGACCAGAAGACCACAGCAAACAUCAAGAUCAAGGUUCUUCCGGUCACAGUCAUUCAAGACCUGGACAGCCAAGAGGCUGAGGAGGGAGAUAGUGUCACUCUGCACUGUGAGCUUUCAAAACCGGGACUCCGUGUCGAGUGGAAGAAGGAAACUCAAGUCUUGAGUUGUGGAGAAAAGUACCAAAUGAAACAAACAAGAUUCAGUUAUGAGCUACAGAUCUUCGACUUGAGACCUGGAGAUACAGGAAGCUACUCGUGCUGUUCAGAGGACACAAUAAGCUCAGCCUCUCUUGCAGUGAAUGCUGCCCCAGUUGUUUUCACAAAACAGCUUGAAAGCCAAACGGCCGAUGAAUGUGACAGUGUGACCCUGCACUGUGAGCUUUCUAAACCUGGUGUUCCUUUGGAGUGGAGGAAAGGAGAACUUGGUCUUUGUCCUUGUGCCAAGUAUGAAAUUAGACAAACAGAACACCUGGCUUUACUAGUAAUCCAUGAUGUAGACCCAGAGGAUGCUGGGAGUUACACAUGUGACACUGGUGACCGGCAAAGCACUGCGCAUCUAGCUGUGAAGGGUAUGCUUGCUAAGACCUGUUGUUUGUGGUGGAGAUACUUGAGUUGCAAAUUAAUCAACUACUUGCUUUUUAAACUAUCAAUAAAGAACACAUUUGGGAUUUGACAUGAUUUAAGUGUUAAGACGUGAGGCUCUCUUCCACCUCCGCUUCAUACUUUAGUAGUUUAAUGUGUGUGGCAGCUUUCUCUCAGAUGUCCUAAGUGUUCUCUCCUCAUUUCCUUCACCUCGUCCACUGCAGCCCAGCCUGUUCAUUUCAAAACCAAGCUGCAGAACAUUGAAAGACAGGAAGGGGAGAGCGCUAGUCUUCGCUGUGAGACCACAAAGCCGGGAGCCAGUGUUGUCUGGAGGUGUGGUGACAGGGUGCUGGCAUCCAGCAGCAAGUAUCACCUAAAACAGGAAGGAACCAUAGUUGAGCUUGUCAUCUAUAAACUGGAAGGAGCCGACUCAGGAGAAUACUCCUGUGAUGCGGGCAAUAAGAGGACUUCAGCUGUCCUCACUGUGCAGGAGGUCGAGGUUAAAAUACUGAAGUUCUUGGAGAGCUGCCUUGUAUACGAGGGUGAAGAUGUCCGCUUUGAAUGUCGGGUUUCUCGUGAGGAGGCACCUCUGGCCCAGUGGAAACUCCAGGAUGUCCCACUACAGAAUAAUGAAAUGAACCUGAUCAAGUCUGAGGGCCGGGUACACAGCCUCACACUCCGGGGCGUCACCGCAGCUGACUCAGGAACAGUCACUUUCACAGUGGGUAACCACACUUCCACUGCUUCUCUGACAGUCAGAGCGGCACCUGUACUAUUCAAGAAGGAGCUGGAAAGUCAGGAGGCCACUGAAGGAGACAAGGCCACCCUGUCCUGCGAGACAUCCAGCGCCGAUUGCAAGGUGGUCUGGCUGAAGGACUCAACUGUGCUCACCCAUGGGGAGAAGUACAGUAUGGAGCAGACAGCUACCACCCACAGCUUGGUCAUACUCCAGCUGAAUAUGAAGGAUAGUGGAGAAUAUACCUGCGACACAGGGGACAAGAAAAGUACAGCUACCCUGACUGUGAAAGAACAUGUGCGCCUCACCCGAGAACUCUGCGACAUGACUGUGCCCACUGGGCAGGAUGCUGUCUUUGAGGUUGAGUUGUCACACUCAGGUGUGACAAACGGGGAAUGGUGGCUUGGAGACAACCUCCUCCAAAAUAACGAUCUGAAUCAAAUGAGCAGCCAAGGCAGAGUGCAUCGUUUGACCCUUAAGAUGGUGACCACAGAUGAGUCGGGGGAUGUUGCCUUUGUGUUGGGAGAAGAGAAGACUGUGGCCUGUCUUCUGGUGGAGGAGAAACCCAAAGUGUUAAUACUAGAGAAGCCACACAACACUGUAGCAGUAGAGGGUGAAACUGUCUCUCUGGCCUGCACCAUCUCUGAUGCCAAGGCCACCUUCACCUGGAUGAGAAACAAGGUGGCCAUCCAAGCAGGUCUCAAGUAUGACCUGAGGAACAACGGAGCGUUCCACCAGCUUCGUAUCCACAACGUGGUGCCUGAGGACUCAGGAACGUACACUUGUGACACUGGAGAUGCACAGUGUGACGUCACCUUGACUGUGGAAGGUGCCCCAGUGUUCUUCCACAAAGAGCUCAAGAAUCACGAUGCCAUAGAGGGUGAUGAUGUUACCCUGCGCUGUGAGCUGUCUAAGCCAGGUGUUCGUGUUGAGUGGAGGAAAGGAGGCAUGGUCCUCCUGCCCGGUAAGAAGUGUGAGAUGAGGCAAGAAGGGUGCAUUCAAGAGCUCUGUAUAUGGAACCUGGAGCCUGAGGACAGUGGCUACUACACCUGUGAUGCAGGAGACCAGCUCACCACGGCUUCUUUGGCAGUGCAAGUGAAAGAAGUCUUCAUUGUGUCUGGUCUUAAGACCACUGACGUCUUUGUUGGGGAAUGGGCAACCUUCUCCUGCCAGCUGUCUGGUAGGGCACCUGAAAAGGUGCAGUGGUGGCUGGAUGGCACCUUGUUGGAGAAUAGCCCCUUUAGUGAGAUAGGGCUGAGCCAGGGCAACAUCCACACACUCUCCUUAAAGAACCUGGCCACCGAUGACUCUGGCACUGUCACUUUCGAAGCUGGCAGUGUAACAUCAACAGCCAAGCUCUUAGUCAAAGAUCCCACAGUUGAAGUGGUGAACGAGAUGGAGGACCUUCGGGUGCUUGAAAACCAACCGGCUGAGUUCAUCUGCCAGUUCUCACGGCCGGUCAAGGCUCAGUGGAAGAAAGACGGGCAGCCUUUGCAGCCUGAUGGCCGAAGGGUGGUAGUGGAGCAGGACUGGAAUGUGGCUCGCUUGUACAUUAGCCGCGUGUCCGCUGAGGACAGGGGCACUUACUCCUGUGAGGCAGAGUUGGCCUGUGCGGUUGCUUCACUUUAUGUGGAAGGCAAACCCAUUGACAUUGUCCAGGGCCUGGAGAAUGUAGAAACCUUUGAUGGAGGUGAAGUGCUGCUUGAGUGUGCCCUCUCUCGUCCCGAGAGCAAAGAUUGCUGCUGGCUCUUUGAUGGGAAACCAGUGAAGGAAUCCCGUAAUGCUGAGAUUGUGACAUUUGAGAGUGGUCGUCGUCAUUUACUCCUGCUGAAAGAGUUGCGAGUGAAAGACAGUUGCACAGUGACCUUCAAAGCUGGCAAAGCCUCCACAUCUGCCCAACUCUCUGUCAAACGCUGGCAGCUGGACGUUGUGAAGGCUCUGGAAGACACGGUGGCUGCAGUGGGAGAGAAGGUUGAGUUUUGUGUUGAGCUCACCGAGCCUGUCCCUACAGCAGAAGUAGCCUGGUAUGCUAAUGGUAUCGAGCUCAAGCCCAAUGACCUCUGGGCUACGAGGGCUGACGGCUGUUCUUAUCGCCUCGUCCUGAGAAAGGCCCCUCUUUUGCCACAGCAGGAAAUUACAUUUGCUGCUAGAGAUGCUCUCUCUUUGGCCAAGCUCACCAUCAUCACUGUACCUGAUCCACCAGAGGACGCAGAGGUCCUCAGUAAGACCGAAAAGUCUGUCACCCUCUCGUGGUUCACUCCUCUACAUGAUGGAGGGAGUCCCAUUCUGGGCUACAGGUUGGAGAUGCGGCUGGUAGACAGUUCCCUCUGGCUUCCCUGUCAAUCUGAACCUGUGUGUAACACAGAGUUUGUGGUUGAAAAUCUUAUUCCGGGAAGUAGCUACAGGUUUAGAGUGGCAGCCACCAACAGAGCUGGGAUUGGAGAGCCUGUUGAGUUGCCUCAGACUGUGCGGCUUGAUACACCCAUGCAGCCACCAAUUAGCCCAGGUAUAGAGGCAAAACAGGUAGAGGCUGAGAUGAUGGGGCAACCCAGUCUGCCUCCAGAAGCUGCUGAAGAAGGUGAUGUCCAUGAGCUUUGGGAGGAAUCGGCCAAGAAACGUCGCAUGAGUCGAGAACCUACACUGGACUCCAUCACUGAACAACCGGAGGAUGACGGUAAAGGUGGUCAAAAGAAAUCAGGACAGAUAGAGCUGAAGGCCUCAGAGAAAGUGGAAAUAAAAUCAGGAGAAAAGGAGCAGGUCAUUGUGUCUAAGAAGCAGACAGAGUCCAAAUUGUACACCAGCUCUGAGAAUGAGUCUGUUUCUGGGGGUUCAACGCUUGUCUCCUACCUCAAGAAAAGCAGCACGUCUACUGUCACAGCGACCAAUGAGGCACAGACUAUGACUACUGAAAGGUUCUUUGCACAUUUCCAGAAGGCAGACCAGAAAACAGUGCAGCAGACUAAAGUGGAAACAAGCACAAUUCAGCAGACAGACGCAAAACAGGUGUCUACAGAGGAGACUAACAUCAUGGAGAUCAGUAAAGAGGAUGAGCCUGAGCUUAGAGAUGCUGCCAUUAAGAUUCAAGCUGCGUUCAAGGGCUACAAAGCCCGCAGGGACAUGCGCCCUGUCUUUAAAGAGGCCUUCAAAGACCAGACCAAAGAACCUAAUGGCACCAUACAUCUAGAAUGUGUGGCAGAAGGUAAACCUGAUAAGGUGCGGUGGCUGAAGGAUGGAGAAUCCCUGACUGAUGGCAAGCACCACCAUAUCGAUAUCUACAAUGAUGGCACUUGCUCACUGGUCAUCACUGCCAUCACCACAAAAGAUACUGGGGUCUACACGUGUGAGGUCACCAACAAGUUUGGAGUUACUUCUCACAGUGGUAAAGUCACAGUAGGAACAGUGAGAGAAUCAUCUGGGCGGCGGCCGCUGACCGUGGGCUACAGUGCCGACAGCGAGCCUGACAGCUCCUCAGGAAGUGAGAUGGAUGAGUCACUGAGGCAGGCUAGCAAACGUCUUCGGCGCCUGCUUCGCACAAGUCUCCCACCAAAUGUUGAGGAAGAAUUAUUUGUCAGCGCAGAUGAAGGGGACCUGGGUCCUCCAGAUCCCCACUCUUACCGGGAGGACGACUGUUACAUCUACAUUCGCUUUGAGUCCCGGACAGAAGCUGAGGUUGCCUCGAAGAGGUUCCAGGAGAUGUUUACAAUCCAUGGGGUUCCUGUGGAAACCACCAUCCUGGACUCAGGGCCUCUUAAAGUGGAGCUGCGAAUUAGAAAGAUGGGCUACACGCAAGAUGGCACACAGACCCCCACACCAGAUAGACAGCCUCCUGCAUUUAUGGCUGGAGCCCAGGCUGCCCCAGUCUUCUUGACAGAGCUACAAAGUCAGGAUGUUCCAGACGGUUAUCCAGUCAGCUUUGACUGUGUUGUGAUUGGCAAGCCCCCUCCCACCGUUCGCUGGUACAAGGACGGCAAAUUGCUGGAGGAGAAUGACCAUUACAUGAUCAAUGAAGACCAGGAGGGCUGCCACCAACUCAUCAUUACCACUGUGCUGCCCACGGACAUGGGCGUCUAUCGUUGCACAGCUGAAAACAGCAGCGGCAUCACUGCCACUAAGGCUGAACUCAGGGUUGACAUGUCUUGCAGCUCAGAUUAUGACACUGCUGCUGAUGCCACUGAGACAUCUUCCUAUGUCAGUGCCAAGGGAUACCUUUCAAGGGAAACUGAGACAUUUGAGUCUGUCGCUGAAGAUGAUCAGCUACCACAAGUUGUGGAUGAACUUCAUGAUGUUCAUGUCUGUCCAGGUUCACCUAUUGCUAAGCUGCAGCUCAAAUUAAAGGGCUUCCCCAAACCCAGAAUAUACUGGUUCAAAGAUGGCCACCCUCUGCGACCUUCAGAAAGGAUUCUGUUGAUAACAGAGAGAGAUGUUCAUGGCGUGGAGAUCCUGGAGGUGAAGAAAGAGGAUAUGGGGGAGUACUCUGCUUACAUCAGCAAUGCAGCUGGUUCUGCUUACUCCUCUGCCCGCCUGAUAGUUCUGCGUCCAGGGGAGAUUAUGCCACAAGAUAAAAGAGACCCCAAGGAGCCCCUGGUGCCACCCCGCUUCAUUGAAAGGUUCAGCAACAGGAAGGUGAAACAAGGAUCCAGCAUCACUCUGUCUGUCAAAGUAGAAGGCUCUCCCACUCCAAUGGUCUCCUGGCUAAAGGAGGAAUCAAUGGAAGAUGUCCUGUGGAUCAAGCCUGAUACCAAGGGAUACAAAAUAGCAAGCUCGGGGCGCCAGCACAGCCUCAUCUUGAUGGACGUGGGCACAGAAUACACUGGCGCCUACACCUGCAUCGCCACAAAUAAAGCAGGACAGUCCAUCUGCACUGCCCACCUCGAGGUUGAUGAUGUACCACAACAAAAGAAAGAGACUAAUGCCUCAGAGGUGUUUGGAUUUACAAUUAGUCCUCCAGACGAGGAGGCGGGCAGAGGAAAAGAGAGUAAAUUACCCUACCUAGGUGAAGUAGGUACAGAGGAAUUCCUCAUGAAACUGACCUCCCAGAUCACUGAAAUGGUAUCGGCAAAGUUUACCCAAGACAGUUUACAGAAUCAUGAAGUGCUCCAGUGGAUGAAAUCUUGGCCCAAAACUACCACUUCAUUACGCGUUCCAGGUGUUGACAGUGAUGAUGAGACCAAGACCCCUUCUCCAUCACCUCAUCACGGUCGCUCUCGUCCUCCCUCCCUCAUUGCUGACUCCUCCUCUGAGUCAGAUGAGGGGGAUGCCAGGGGAGAGAUGUUUGACAUCUAUGUGGCAACGGCUGACUACACCCCCACCAUAUCGAUCAAAGAAUCCAUCUCUCUAAAGGAGGGACAGUAUGUUGAGGUUUUGGACUCCGCUCAUCCACUUAAAUGGUUAGUCCGGACCAAACCCACCAAAACUACACCAUCCCGGCAAGGCUGGGUCUCACCUGCCUACCUGGACAAGAAACUCAAACUCUCUGCUGAUACGAGUGACCUUCCAGAGACGAAUGAAGAGGAGGUGUCUGAGGGGGAAUACAAGAGGAAAUUAUUCCAACUGGUCCAAGACCUGAUAAAUGGUGAAUCAGAGUUUGUAAAAGAGGUCGACUUCUUUACCUCCCAUCACGUGAAGCAUGCAGACAGCCCUGAUGCACCGCCUGAUGUCAGCAGCCAGAAGGAAGCCAUAUUCAGGAACAUUGAUGAUAUCAAGUCUUUCCAUAGCAAGGCAUUCCUCCCAAAGCUGAACGACUGUGAAACAGAUGAUGACGUAGCCAUGUGCUUCCUGAAGAACAAGGAGGGCUUUGAGAAGUACCUCGAGUAUCUUGUCGGUCAGAGUAAGGCUGAAUCUGCUGUCAAUGACAAGGCCGUUCACCGCUUCUUCAAGGAGUACACAGAGAAAGUGCAAGCCGGUGCCGACCCUGCAGAUCCCCCUGUACACAGCAUCAACGCCAGCCUCCAACACCCACUGGAGAGGAUUCAGAAGUACAAGGCCGUCCUCAAGGAGCUCAUCCGAAACAAGGCAAAGAACGGCCAGAACUGCUGCCUGCUGGAAGAAGCGUAUGCGAUGGUGUCUGCGCUCCCUCAGCGCUCUGAGAAUACCCAUCAUGUCUCCAUGAUCGAGAACUAUCCUGCUACACUGGAAGUAUUAGGAGAGCCAAUGAGACAGGGACCCUUCCAAGUGUGGGAAGGUGCUCCAGGAAUUAGGACGUCCUCUAGGGGUCACCACCGCCACGUCUUCCUGUUUAAGAACUACUGCAUCAUCUGCAAACCCAAGAGAGACAGCAACACUGAUACACAAGCAUAUGUCUUUAAGAACAUGAUGAAGUUGAAUAACAUUGAUGUGAAUGAGACAGUGGAGGGUGAUGACCGUGCCUUUGAGAUCUGGCAUGAACGUGAGGACUCUGUGAGGAAAUACACCUUGCAGGCCCGAACUAUUACCAUCAAGAACUCAUGGCUGAGAGACUUCAGAGAACUGCAGCAGCGAUACAGCAUGCCUACAUGGAGUCCUCCUGACUUUGAUGAAAUUCUGGCAAACUGCACAGCAGAGCUGGGUCAGACUGUUAAACUGGCCUGCAAAGUCACUGGAUUACCCAAACCUGCGGUCACUUGGUACAAGGACGGACGUACUGUGGAGGCAGACCCUCAUCACAUCGUCAUCGAGGACCCCGAUGGUUCCUGCACGCUGAUCUUGGAUAACAUGACAGCAGAUGAUUCUGGCCAGUACAUGUGCUUUGCCACAAGCUCAGCGGGCAAUGCCAGUACUCUUGGCAAGAUCACAGUUCAGGUGCCUCCUCGUUUUGUGAAUAAAAUGAGGAAUGCUAUAUUUGUUGCUGCUGAGGACGCUCAGUUCACCUGCGUCAUACAGAGUGCCCCCAACCCCAAGAUCAGGUGGUUUAAGGAUGGCAGGCUGCUCACCGACCAGGAAAAAUAUCAGACCUUCAGCGAGCUCCGCAGUGGGGUUCUUGUCUUGGUAAUAAAAAACCUGACAGAGAGAGACCUGGGACACUAUGAGUGCGAGUUGUCCAACCGCCUGGGCAAUGCCAAGUGUGCUGCUGACUUAGUUCCUCCCUCUGCUGUGACUCGCACUGGUGAGCAGGCCAUCACUAUUGAAGUUACUGAGCAGGAGACUAGAAUACCAAGGAAAACCAUCAUCAUUGAGGAGACUAUAACCACCGUGGUGAAGAACCCACGUAUGAGGAGGCACAAGUCCCCCGGUUUGACUGUUGCUGGAGCCUACCGCUCGGAGACCUCCACCCCGGAGCCCCCCACAGCCAGGCUGAGGAGGAUGCCCACUCCAAGAAAGACCACUAUCCCAACCCUCUAUGUUUCUCAACCCGAGGGUGCUGAAGCAAGAGCCAUGGAGAGCAGGCCCACGUGGGUGGAGGUUGAGGAGGUCAUCGAGUAUAAGGUCAAUAAAUCUCCCAGGCUGCCCCGGAGGAGAGGCAUCUCUCCGGCAUUGUCUGACCGCGCAGCCGCUCCCUCCAGAUCCAAAAGGUCUCCUCCGGAAAACCCAAACACUAACAAUUGCAACAACAAGCUGGUGGAGCAGGCUCAGCUGCAGGGAGACGUCAGCAGCUCGCCGCUCUCCUGGGAAGAAGAGGAGGGUAACGUUUCCUCUGAUUCUGUCACUGGAGAGCCACAUGAACUCUCUUCUGUCCUCACUCCAGCUGCAGAGGACAGUGACGACCUGGAUGAUGAACAAACUGUCAUCUUUGAACCCGAUGAUGAAGAUGAUGACUCACUCGGGGAUCAGGAGCCUAAGAUUCUGACACAAGGAGGCCGUGUUCUGACCCUAGAAGACUUGGAGGAUUACGUGCCAGAAGAAGGCGAGACCUACGGCUCCUCCAGCGCCCCCGCUGCGGAAAAGCCCUGUGAGAUCUCUGUGCUCCAGAGGGAGAUCGGCGGGUCCACAGUGGGACAGCCGGUGCUCCUCAACGUGGGGCGGCCCGUCGUGGUCCCGAGGCAGAGGAGCGGCUUCUUCGGCCGCUUCAGGGAGCAUCUCUCCAGCAGCCUUUUCACAUCUGCUGCCCCCCAAGCCAGCGGAGCCCGGUCCAGGACGGAAAGGCACGUCCCCAUCCAAGUGAGCCACGCAAAGAUGGAAGUGAAGCCUUCAUACUGCUCAGAGGUGCAGAGAGUCGAGUGCGGGCAGCAGAGCUUUAAAACCAAAGUGUCAACUCAGACCUAUGGCUACACAUCAGUGGGCAACCCUGUCACUCUUCAAAUUAGUGAUAACCUUUAUCAGAACCAGUAGUAGCAAACUAUUUCAAACCCUCUUAGUCUUAAAUGGGGACAUUUCUACUCACAUGAUGAAUACGACAUAUCCUAACCUGAAGUAUAUUUACUGCAUUUGACAAACCAUUCCAUUUUGAAGCUGCCCAUCAGGAAAUCAUCCUCUUGGGUCUUUUUCUUGACAAAUGGUUAGAGUCAGAUGGUCUCUUUAGACGACGCGAGUUGGAAAAUGUUUUAGUCCCAAACUGCUUUGUUACAAUGUGUUGUAAUAUACAUGGUGGACAGACAAAAAGGAAAUUAAAGUUUGACAUUUUACUGACAUUUGACAUUUCAUCAUCUGCUGUUGAUCAGGUUUCACUCACACACACCUUCAUGCGGGGGCGGAUUAUGAGACAAUGGGCACAGACAUACAAAAGGCCCCAACACCUCUCCUACGUAGGAGCAAGACACACAGACUUUAUAGUUGUUUCACCUCUUUCUAUUUCUUUCUGUUGUUGUUUUGUGUCUGUUUGUAAUUGUUUUAGUCUGUUUUAGUUUGUUUUGUCUGUGGUUGUUUUGCCCCUU
Molecule: messenger RNA, 20636 nt
Organism: Cottoperca gobio
Lineage: Eukaryota; Metazoa; Chordata; Actinopteri; Perciformes; Bovichtidae
Gene: obscnb
Product: obscurin, cytoskeletal calmodulin and titin-interacting RhoGEF b
Molecular function (GO): guanyl-nucleotide exchange factor activity; protein binding
Source: RefSeq, a predicted model, not a curated record